CGCCUUACCGGCAUUUCAGCGUUUAACCGCCGGCAGGCGAGAGCGUUCUCGCGUUAUUUAUUUAUUUAUUGUCGAAGACUUUUAUUAUUUUCAAGAUGUUGUGCCUUUGCCUUUACGUGCCUGUCCGCAAUUCCGAUCACGUCGAGGUGGAGUACUUUGAAUCGAACGGAUUACCGUCCGAGCUGAAAUCGCUGAAAUCUCUCAGCGUGCUUCUGCCCUCGCAGGAGUUCUCGACAUAUCGAAAAUGGAGGAAGAAAACCACAAAAACCGCAGAGAAAGAGCAUGACGGACAACUGGACUUUGAAGAGUUCGUCCACUACCUCCAAGACCACGAGAAGGACCUGAAGCUCGUCUUCAAAAGCCUGGAUAGAAAGAUCGCAGGUCAGGUGAACGCCAACGACAUCGUGAACUCGCUGAGAGAUCUUGGCGUCCAUAUUUCCUUCCAGCAAGCGGAGAGAGUCCUUCAAAGCAUGGACAAAAACGGCACGAUGACGAUUGACUGCAACGAGUGGAAGAAGUAUCCCGCGUUGAAGCCUGCCGAAAACAUUCCCGAAAUCAUCCUGUACUGGAAACACUCGACUAUCUUCGAUGUGGGAGAGAACAUGAUGGUCCCGGACGAGUUCACCUCGGAGGAGCGCGUGACGGGGAUGUGGUGGAGACAUCUGGUCGCUGGCGGAGGAGCUGGGGCCAUUUCCCGAACCUGCACCGCUCCGCUCGACCGCCUUAAAGUCCUCAUGCAGGUGCACGGGUCUCACGGGAACAACAUGUGUAUAAUGAGCGGACUCGCCCAGAUGAUCAAGGAGGGAGGGAUGCGUUCGCUGUGGAGAGGCAACGGCAUCAAUGUCAUCAAAAUUGCUCCCGAGUCGGCCCUCAAAUUCAUGGCCUACGAGCAGAUCAAACGGCUGAUGGGAAGCGGUCAGGAAUCUCUGGGGAUCACGGAGCGCUUCGUGGCUGGUUCCCUGGCAGGAGUCAUCGCCCAGAGCGCCAUCUACCCCAUGGAGGUUCUCAAAACCCGUCUGGCGUUGAGAAAGACGGGCCAGUACAAGGGCAUUUCGGACUGCGCCAAGCUGAUCCUGAAGGGCGAGGGAGUGUCCGCUUUCUACAAAGGCUACGUUCCGAACAUGCUAGGCAUCAUCCCGUACGCCGGCAUCGACCUGGCCGUCUACGAGACGUUGAAGAACACUUGGCUCCAGCGCUACGGGACGGAGAACGCGGACCCCGGUGUGUUUGUGCUGCUAGCCUGCGGGACGGUUUCCAGCACGUGCGGCCAACUCGCGAGCUACCCGCUAGCUCUCAUACGGACACGCAUGCAGGCACAAGCUACGGUUGAAGGUGCGUCUCAGGUCUCAAUGACGGGCCUCUUCAAGCAGAUCAUGAAGGCCGAGGGCCCCACGGGUCUCUAUCGGGGCCUGACCCCGAACUUCCUGAAGGUCAUCCCGGCCGUCAGCAUCAGCUACGUGGUGUACGAGCACAUCAAGUCGUCGCUGGGCGUGCGCUCGAGAUGAGGACGGCCAGGCGGGAAUCUCGAGGCUCCCGAGUCUCGAGGUGUUUGAGGCUCAAUCUCAUUCUGUGAAUGAGCGAGGACGAGAACGCUGCUAACGGACAUCUCGUUAUUUAUUACGUUAAAAAAGGAGUUCAGAAGCUGAAAUCAGGGACCAAUGUUUUACGUGUUCGUGUGUGGUAAAGUGCCACUGAGAGAAGGAAUCGAUUGCUGUUAAGAAAUGCAAUUCAAUCAAAGCAACACUACCGUCCAACGCAUUAUUUCAUGCUGAUUGACGUUGCACUGCCCGUUUAUUAAAGCUGCUUUAUAUUGACUAAAGUAAUAUAUUUAUACAUCUUUAUAACCAGAUAUUUAUUUAUAUUGUGGCAUCUGAGAGGUUGACGAGUGUUGGGUGGUUGACAGUGGUUUUUGUGUUUUUCAGUAGUUCUGCUGUCUUAAUUUAAUCUUAAUGGCGGUUAUUUUAAAUCGGCACACUGUUGUUCUUCGCUUUGCCUUAAUAUCUGGUUGAUAUGAAGACGAAUGCACUUUAAUUGCUUUAGACCAUUGUGAAUGCAAUGCGAUGACUGUAAACCUUGUCCGGGGGUGUGAGAGUUUUGUUACGGGGACCAUAUGUUUGAGUAAUAAAUGCACAUGAAGUGAUUUACCUGCAGUAUUGGGGGUUUUGAGUACACUAAUUUCAACACACAAAUGCACCGAUUUGGUUGUAUCUGAAGGACUGGAAACGGCUUUAAAAUGUUCUUGGGAAUGAAUGAUUCAAGUAUGAUUUUCGUUGUAACAGCAUUUGUUUCAGAGUGGCGCUUGUUUAAGAUGAUUUAGUUUUUUUAAAAAAAGAAAUCCUUAAAUGUAAUUUAUUUUUUCAAUAAAAGCUUAAUAUUCAAA
This is a messenger RNA of Puntigrus tetrazona (Sumatra barb), 2380 nucleotides long. It is a transcript of the gene slc25a25a, whose product is annotated as solute carrier family 25 member 25a. NCBI's taxonomy places the organism in Eukaryota, Metazoa, Chordata, Actinopteri, Cypriniformes, Cyprinidae. Bases 96 to 1505 code for a protein of 469 amino acids. Gene Ontology annotation, cellular component: mitochondrial inner membrane. Gene Ontology annotation, molecular function: calcium ion binding; ATP transmembrane transporter activity. The transcript has 10 exons. Gene Ontology annotation, biological process: transmembrane transport. The record is from RefSeq and is a predicted model, not a curated record.